Messenger RNA from Cinara cedri, 3417 nucleotides. The record is from the annotation of a GenBank genome assembly. NCBI's taxonomy places the organism in Eukaryota, Metazoa, Arthropoda, Insecta, Hemiptera, Aphididae.
AUGGACAUUGGAGAACUAUUGGACUACAAAGUAUGUUAUAAUUUCUAGUCAAUUUACUAGUUAAAUUAGUUGACAACAAUGUGUUUUUUUUAAGCCUGCUAAUACACCAAAACGACCAUUACCCGAAGAAGAGGUUAAUCAAAUUCAAGAAAAUGAGACGGACUAUGAACGACAGAAGAAAUUAAGACGACUAGCCAAAGCUCGUGUUCAACAAAUUGAAAAACAAGAACAAGAGCGAUUAAAAGCAGAACAAGAAAGAAUUUCUGAAGAACAGCGAAAAAAACAAGAACAUCAAGAAAUGGUGCAAAAAUUAGUUGACGAAAAUUCAAUUGGUUCUGAUGUAUGUAACAAUUAAUCUGUACCAUCUUAAAUAUAUACUUUUAACUUUAUUUAAUACAUAUUUAGCUACUUAUUAAACUGAGUUAAAAUGUAAUAAAAUCAUUGAGAAAUAUUUGUUUGCUAUUUUUAAAUAAAAAUAUUUCUAACUCAAUAAUUAUAAAUAUUAAUGUUUUUUAGAUUGGUGUCUUAGAUGAACCAGCUUUAAAACGUAUGAUUUUAUUAUUUGAAAAAAAAGUACUUAAAAAUCAAGAAAUGCGAAUAAAAUUUCCUGAGAAUCCUGAAAAGUAAUUUAUAAAUUAUGGUUUGUGUACUCUAUUUACUUAUUAUGACUAUUUUGAUUUAGGUUUAUGGAAUCAGAAAUUGAAUUGCAUGAUGUUAUAACAGAAAUGCGUGCUAUAGCAACUGUACCAGAUUUAUACCGGGUUUUAGUUAAUUUAAAAGCUGUUUCAUCAUUGUUAGAAUUGCUUGCUCAUGAGAAUACUGAUAUAGCAGUUGCCGUUGUUAAUUUACUACAGGUUUGUAAUAUUCUAAUUUCUGUACACGAGUAAUUAUUGCAACUUGUUUAUUAUUUUAGGAAUUAACUGAUACUGAUUCAUUAGAUGAAAAUGAAGAAGGUACAGAAAUAUUAAUUGAAGCAUUACUCAGUAAACAGAUAUGUGCUUUACUAGUUCAAAAUCUAGAGCGUAUGGAUGAAUCUGUCAAAGAAGAAGCUAAUGGGGUUCAUACAACUUUAGGAAUAUUUGAAAAUAUUAUGGAACUCAGACCUGAUAUUGUGGUUGAUAUUGGUAAACAAGGUCUUAUUCCUUGGCUUUUAAAAAGAAUUAAAGCUAAAAUCCCAUAUGAUGGCAAUAAACUUUAUUGUAGUGAAAUAUUAUCUAUUUUAUUACAAAACAAUGAAGAUAACAGAGGUUUAGUUGGAGAAGUUGGAGGAAUUGACAUUUUAUUACAACAACUAGCGGUAAAUAUUUUUUUGAGUUAUCACACAAAUAACAAAUAAUAGUUUAUGAUUUUCAAUAUUUAAAUUUCAGUACUAUAAAAGACAUGAUCCAUCUUCACCAGAUGAACAGGAAAUGAUGGAAAACCUUUUUGAUUGUUUAUGUUCAUGUUUAAUGGAUAAACAAAAUAGAGACAGAUUCCUAAGAGGGGAAGGACUUCAGCUAAUGAAUCUUAUAUUAAGGUAAUUUUAUAUUAUAAUAACAUUAUUCUUCUCCUUUGCCUUCAUCCCAAUUAUUUGGGGUGAGCUACCCUUGUUUUGAAUUUCCACUUGACCCAAUCUCUCACCUUGUUUACACUGACUUUCCUCAUAUGAUUCUCUGUCACAUCAAACCAUAUAUUUUUCAGUCUCUCUACUCCUCUUUCCUUUUAUGUUUAUUACAUAACAUUACUAUUUUCAUUAAAAUUCUCUCUGUUUCAUAUUUCUCUUUCCACAUGACAUGCUCAAACCAUCUCAUUUUAUUUACUGUCGAAGCCACACUUCUUUAAAUUUAUCAAUAACAUAUUUUAUUAUAAUAACAAAACAUAAAAAAUUAAUUUAAACAUUUCAGGGAAAAAAAAUUAAGUAGAAAUGGUUCAUUAAAGGUAUUAAACCAUGCAUUAUCAGGUCCACAAGGAAAAGAUAACUGUAACAAGUUUGUUGAUAUAUUAGGACUUCGAACUAUAUUCCCGUUAUUCAUGAAAACUCCUCAAAAAAAUAGAAAGAAAAUGCUUAGUACAGAAGAACAUGAAGGUAAAUAGCAAAUAUUACAAAUACUAAAUUGUAUUUAUUUUAUUGAGAUAAUAACACAACCAUAUAAUUACAGAGCAUGUUGUUUCAAUAAUUGCUAAUAUGUUGCAUAACUGCCGUGGUACACAAAGACAACGUCUCAUGACCAAAUUUGCUGAAAAUGACAUGGAGAAGGUUGAUAGACUCAUGGAACUCCAUUUCAAAUAUGCUGAAAAAGUUGAAAUAAUUGAUGCUGCAAUUGAUGAAAUGGUAAAGUGAUAUUGACAAAAUGUAUUUAUGUAGGUAUUUAUCCUAAUGAUAAUAAUUUUUAGAACAAUGAUGAAGAAGAUGAAGAUGAAAUUUAUUUGAAAAGACUAAAUGGAGGUCUAUUUACCUUACAAUUGGUUGAUUAUAUUAUUUUGGAGGUUUGUAAUAGUGGACCAAACAUCAAAAAAAGAGUAACUCAUAUAUUAAAUAUGAGAGGAGGCACAUUAAAAACCAUAAGGCAAAUAAUGAGAGGUAUUUCAUUAAGUUAUUCUUAUUACCUAUUCAAAUUAUUAUUUAACAAAGUGACACCAUUGAGAAACCAGUGUUUCUCAACCUAAGGGGCACAACCUCUUUAAAGGCUGUCAACUAAUUAUUUAGGGUCUCCAAAAACAUAAAAUAUUGGGCUGUUGUGUAUAAAAUAUAAUAUAUUUAAGAGUAGCUGAAAAAUGAUGUAUUCAUUUAAUGAACCAUUGGUCAUGGCAGUAAAAAGAUUGAGAAACACUAGUCUAAACUAUAACAUCAAAGAACAAGGAAAUUUUUUAACUCUAUAUUUAGAGAUCACUUUUAAUUCACUUCUGUACAUUCAAAAAUUAGUGGUAAACGGUGACCUGAUGGUAAACAUGUUUUUUCAUGUUAUUAAUGUAUUUAGAUUUUAUUAUUAUUAAUUUAUUUAUUGAUCUAUUGCUAUGUUUGCCAAUAUUAACAGCCUUAUAAUAUCUAAAUAUUUAAUGAUAAUUACACUAGUGAUUAUUAGAAUGAUGGUAUUAUAUUAAAUUUAAAUUUACCUUUACAAUGCAAUAGCUUGAUAAUAAUAGAUAUAAAAUUCCUUAUUUUUAUUUAAUUUAAUAAUAAUAAUAAUAAUAGUUAUUUAUUUAUCAUUAAAAAUAAAAAAAAUGUUUCAUUUUGUUUAAUGUAUCAUGAUGACAUUACCCCAGAAAAAAAAACUAAUUUAGAUUUGUAAUAUUAUAAUAUUUAAUUUUUAAAACAGAUCAAUAAAAUCCUGUUAAUGUUGUCUUACAGAAUAUGCUGGUAAUAUUGGUGAAGAAGGUGAUAAAGAAUGGCAGGAACAAGAACAACGACAUAUACUCAAAAUGGUUGAUAAGUUGUAA